UAACACUGCUACAUCGUCUGCUACCAUACUAACGACGUACAUACAUACAUACCGGAAAACUACUACACAUGUAAUCUGUACUAUUGAUGUACUCUCCGCUUAGCACUAACUUUAAUUCAUAAAUCGGGUCUGAUGGUAGAGUGUAGCAUCAGCUUCACUGCUAAAAAAUAAUGGAACUGUUAAUGGGACGAGCUUGUCUAAGGCUAGUCAGUUCGCCUGUGAGGCUGUCAAGGAAUUUAGCACACGUACGAACAUCAUUUCUGGGUUAUGAAAGACGCCUCAGCUUGCCAAAAGGGCAGAUACUUGGAACGUCGGUUUUCGAGAUGUAUUAUCAACCCUCACUGACACAAGUUUGUCAAACGAAAAAAAUAGAAAGGCGUAACCCUUGCAACAGCAAUGGUUUUGCUCAGUGUCGAUUAUUUUCCAAUCAACCUAAGAAAGAAUGCGAUACCGCUUCAACUCCCGUGCCACAGUUAACUGUCUUUCAGAAAAUGAAACAGAUGACCAAAGACUACUGGUACGUCCUCAUACCGGUACAUGUAGCUACCUCGGCUGUCUGGGUACUGAUAUUUUACGUGGCAGCUAAAAAUAGCAUAGAUGUGAUUUGGAUAUUGGAGAAGUUGAACGUUAGUGAGAAGUACAUUAACAUUCUACGAGGUUCUAGUGCUGGCUUUUGGGCUAUAGUAUACGCGUUGUAUAAAAUAUUCACGCCCCUUCGAUAUAUGGUCACUGUUGGAGGUACAACAUUAAGCAUCAGGUAUCUCCGCAAAAUGGGUUACAUGAACUUGAAACUUCGAACAAGUCCUACACAAAAGCCACAAAGUGCAGGACAGAGUGUUUCUGGGCACAAGACAAGUUCGGGAAAAGUAGGGUGCAAGGAUGGUCAGACGCAAGCCGAUCCGCCAAAAACGUAGUACGGGUCUUGUAUACCUAUGGUUGGCCGCCAGGGUGUUUGAUAAGUUAAUAUGAGCCAUGCUCCCUAAUGCCUAAUUUGUGGUAUCCUGUAAAUAUUGUAUUGAAAUGUUUGUAAUAAAGUAUGGAGAAUGUAAUGUUUUAAUCAAGAUUUUUCAUUUAACUGAUUUCAAUGGCUCUGAUCAUAUC
Messenger RNA from Diprion similis, 1101 nucleotides. RefSeq names its product protein FAM210A. Gene Ontology annotation, cellular component: mitochondrion. The coding region runs from base 171 to 914 and encodes 247 amino acids. The transcript has 5 exons. NCBI's taxonomy places the organism in Eukaryota, Metazoa, Arthropoda, Insecta, Hymenoptera, Diprionidae. The record is from RefSeq and is a predicted model, not a curated record.